GGUGCUGAGUCGCUCGCUCGCUUAGGGAGGCUUCGGUUCUGCUGCCCGUUCCCCUCGACGCUGCCACGGGCUGCGAUGGGACUAGUAUCAAAUCGCCUCCGCCGCCUCCUUCAGGCACAGUGAGUGACUCCAGCAGCCCCUCAGCCCCGGAGGUUUGGAUGCGGCAGCCUCAGCGCCCCACUUGCUUUUGGGGGGCGGCACACCAGGUGAAGAAAUUUUCAGAGACGCUUAUACAGAAGCAGCAAGGAUUGAAUGAAAACUUGAAACAGAAAGAACCAACUAUACACGUUCUUUUCCAGGUUUUUCAUCUGCCGCAUCUGAGAUUCAUUAUGGUACCUUGCAAUGAGCAAUGACCUCCUCUGAAGAAUAUAGGUGCCAAAAAGACAGAGAGACAGUGGCCUUGUUUCCCUCUUACUUGACAAAGUGAAAUGGUGCUCUUAAGGUGAUAAGUGUUUACUACACUUGGAAACCCAAACUGUUGGCUGGACGAUUUUUCCCUGACCUCCACCCCAGUGUUCUGAUGGACGGUUGACAGUGACAUCAUGUAGUAGUCCCUGAAGUGUUGUCAUAACUGAGUUGCAAUGGUUUUAUACACUUCCCCAUUUCCCAACAGCUUUCUAUCAGUUCUGCAUUCCUUUUCCUGGGGCCUGAUUUUCCCAUGUUAUUGGUUUGCAGACAGGCUUGUGGCCUCCUUUGUUCCUACCACCUAUGAGAAACGACAAAGGGCAGAUGAUCCGUGCUACUUUCAAGCACUCUGCAUCAUUAUUACCACUCCCAUCUACUUGGCACUGCUGGUGGCAUCUCUUCCUUUUGCCCUGAUUGGCUUCUUGUUAUGGUCACCUCUCCAGUCAGCUAGAAGGCCAUAUAUCUACUCCAGGCUAGGAGACAAGAGCCAGGCCAAUGGCGCUACACUACUUACUGAAUGGAAAGCUACAGGCAAUGGGAAAAGCUUCUGCUUUGGUAGUGCCAAUGUUUGUCUGCUACCAGACUCUCUGGCAAGAUUUAACAAUGUUUUCAACACACAGGCACGGGCUAGAGAAAUUGGGCGGAGAAUCAGAAAUGGGGCAAGCAGACCACAGAUAAAAAUAUAUAUAGAUUCCCCCACUAACACAUCCAUCAGUGCAGCCAGUUUCAGCAGCUUGGUCUCUCCCCAAGUUGGAGAUAGCACUAAUCGUGCUGUCAAUGUAGGCAUCAAAAGGACAUCAUCUAUGGAGUACAAGGGAGACAAUUCUGGUUCAAAUAACAGUGAGGAUAGCAGAGAUGCUAAAGCUGGAGGGGAACUAAAUGAAGGAGAGGACAACAACACAUGUAUCGUGCGCAUAAGUGGGGAGGAUAAUGGCCACAUUUCAGACCCAGAAGUGGAUGCCAUUAGUGGCCAGGCUAAUAUCAGUAGCCCAGCAGAACACUCCUUGGAAGGUGAAAGAGAGAGUCCAAAGGGUCAAAUACCCAACCAUAAACAGAAAGAAGGAGAUUCUGGGAGUUUAGACAGCUACACUGCCUCGCGAGAGUCCCUGGUUAAGGUUCGCAUUGGAGAUGGCACAGUGGACCAAAGUAACAUCAACAACAAGCUCCUUUACAAAGCCUCGGUCAUGAAGAAGACCUCUGUGAGGAAAAAGAAGCAUAUGGAUGAAAUCUUUGACCAUGAGAUCUCUGCUUUCUUUCCUGCCAACUUGGACUUCCUGUGCUUGCAGGAAGUGUUUGACAAAAGAGCAGCAGAGAAGUUGAAACAGCAGCUCCAUCACUAUUUUGAAUACGUUCUAUAUGAUGUUGGGGUCUAUGGCUGCCAUGGCUGCUGUAGCUUUAAGUUUGUUAACAGUGGCCUGCUUUUUGCCAGCCGCUACCCGAUUAUGGAUGCUGCCUAUCACUGUUACCCCAAUGGAAAAGGAACGGACUCCUUGGCUUCCAAGGGGGCCUUGUUUCUCAAGGUACAAGUGGGAAAUACACCUCAGGACCAAAGAAUUGUGGGAUACAUUUCCUGCACUCAUUUGCAAGCUCUGGCAGGAGACACUACAGUUCGAUGUGAGCAACUUGAUCUGCUUCAAGAUUGGCUGGCUGAUUUCCGAAAAUCUACCUCCUCCUCCAGCACAGCCAAUCCAGAGGAGCUGGUGGCUUUUGAUGUGAUCUGUGGAGAUCUCAACUUUGACAACUGCUCAUCUGAGGACAAGCUGGAGCAGCAGCACUCCCUGUUUACACGCUACAAAGAUCCAUGCCGGCUUGGUCCUGGGGAAGAAAAACCAUGGGCAGUUGGUACCUUGUUAGAUCCUGAAGGAUUGUAUGACGAAGAAGUGUGCACUCCAGAUAACCUACAGAAGGUGCUGGAAAGCGAAGAAGGGAGGAAAGGAUACCUGGUCUAUCCCACCAGCAAGAACCAUUCUUCAAGUCAAAAGGGGAGGAAGGCAUCACUAAAAGGCAGUGGGAGGAGGAUUGACUACAUGCUUUACACAGAAGAGGGUGUCUACCUGGAAUGGAAAGUGGAAGUGGAAGAGUUCAACUUUAUUACACAGUUAGCAGGUUUGACAGACCACCUGCCAGUCGCUAUGCGUCUGAUGGUAUCUACAGGGGAAGAGGAUUCUUAAAACUGACCAGCGUAGACAGAAGAUUAGAAGAGGAAAGUUUCAAUUUAUGACCUAUAUCAGAGGAUGGGAAAGAACUUUUCUGGUGCCACGUUAGGAAAGAUGACUAGACCUGACCCAGGCUAUCCCCCUUCCCCCCCCACACACACACAACUCAACUGGCUUUCAAGUUCCUUCAAAAUGUACCAGCAUCGGAGGAUAUAAAGGGAAGAAAUUGUGUGGGUUGGGACUAGUAACAAACCAUUGUCACAAGUUGGUCAGGCAACAGGGCAGGGCUGUAUCUCAACGCUUUCACUGUGGACCGAAAGGAACCAAGAUGGAAGUCCUUAUUCCUUUUGAACCAGUGCCAUUCUUACUAAAACAUGUUUUUAUACUAAUAUAUAGCACAAUUUAGUUUGUAAUCCGUCUGUGAGUUAGUGCUGCUCAAUGGAUUUUUGCAUAAUAUCUUUGUGAAACUAAGCUAAAGCUUUUUUUUUUCCCUCCUUUUCUUUUUCCAAGCCUGUUAAUGUCGUAGUAGCAUGCCUGCAUCAGUAGCAUGCGCCCGCAUUGCAUGCCACUCUAAGAUAGUCAUUAAGAUACCAUGGGGGAAAUAAGAAUAGAAAUGGGAAUUCAAAAUCUGAAACUAGCCAAAGAAAAGCAUUCUGGGACUGGCUAAACAUUUUCCAAUCGACUUGAUGGGCUUCAAAACAAAAAGCUGUAUCCAAUUGGCAGAUAAGAAUCUUACUUUUUCAAAGUCCUCCAUUUAAGGAUUAUGAUUAAAAAUCAGACAUUAAAGUUUAGAAAUCCAGUCUCACAAUCCUUACUCCAACUAUAUUCCCAUUAAAAUCAACAAGAGUUUUGCUUGAGUAACAGCUCCUGAAUAGAGCACAAGUUUGCUAUCCACAGGAUAUCACUUUUACUUUGAAAAAGAAUAUGGUCCCCUUUUAAUGUCAUAGGCUUCCUUUCCCACAUUUAGGGCAGUUCUGAUUUACAGUGUACGGUAACAGAGAAUAUUAUGGUUAUUUUGAAUAGAUUCACGUGGUACCAUUGGUAAUACCAGAGUCAAUUCUCUACCUUGACUGGAUACAAUGAAUAAGGAAGGCUUUUAACAAACAUGCGAGACAUAGGAAAAACAAAGGAAGUGACAAUUUCGGAGAACAGAUGAAGAAAGAGUGUGAUUGACAAAAGACUGAUUAGGACACUGAUUUUCAAAGGAACAAAAAGUGGUGGCAGAAUAAAGAAAGAAAAAAAGGGGAAGUGAAAUGUGAAGACUUCUGUAAAGGAGAAAAUAAUUUGUAAUGUGUGGAACACAACACUGCAUUCUUUGUGCCCUCAGUCUUCGAGUUUUGGCCAGUUAAUUUGUAUAAUUUUGGUGGUGGUUUUCUCUUUCCACUGCACAAAGAUGUACAUCAGCCCCUUUGUUAGCAGCGAGUUCUCUCUUUAUUGUCCCAUCCCAGUACCCUACCCUUUUCACCUUCCUACCUCCCUGACUCAUGUAAUUCAAUAGUGGGAUUCAUAACUGAGCUUCUCGGCCCUUUGUCCAUGUAGGGAAGUAAAACGGGGCAAGAGCAAAGGAGGGGAUGGAAGCAAAAGCGAACACCACACUAAAGAAAUAGGCUUCUCUUCCUAGGGAGAAGAGUAUUCUGCUCAAAAAGGAUACCUCUGGGCCCACACAAUCCGCUAAUUACCUGGUGCUCCUUAAUCCAAGCCAUUCAUUUCUCCCUAAUCUUGUUCCAUUUUUACAGUGUUUUCCCCAUUCUCUACCAUAAAUAUUGAAUUCACAUCGCAUCUGGGCCCAAACAUGCACCAGUUUAAACAAACAAUUUUUAGCCAACCGGAUACAAACAUCUCUGUGAACACUUAUUGUGCUUUAGUUUAAACCUGCUAUAGACUUAAACUGAAAUAAGCCUGUUUAAAACAGAAACAAGUCCAUGCAGAUUCUUGCAUCAGUUUAACUACCUAAAUUUAAAAACCAAACACUUAGUUAAACCUGUGUCACUCUGCAUGCAGAGAAGCCCUUAGUGUUAAUGAAAGAGACAGCUCUCACUGGCUAGAGCCAGGCAGGUGCUAGCAAGUUUUCCCCUCACACAGCUCUGCCAUUGCACCUCAAUCUUGACCCAUCACAUCCCUCAUAUUCCAGUCCAGGGCUCCCUUGAACACAUUCUGCCUCUCACAACUGAAUUGUGCCAAACUGCAUGGGGGUUUGUGACAGAUAACAAAUGGAGACUAGAAAGAGACCAAAUUUAGCACCCCUUUUGGUCUAAACAAGAAUUGAAACCAAGUGCCAAGAGGUAGAAGCCGAAUGCACUACUUAUUUCCUUCUGUAGCUUUCUCUGUAUACACAGAGAGUGCGCGUGCACAGUUUCCUGGUUUCUUAGCUCUGCAGUUAACUCAGAAAGACUUUGAAAAAAUGCUUGUAAUCCUAUUUUCUAUCUUGCUUGUAUUUUAUUAACCUUUUUUAAAAAAAAAAAAAAACACACAGUACCAAUAGCAAUUUGUGUACUGCCCAGCAGCUAUGCUGCCAUAUUGCUAUCAGUAGUAGAACUAAAUCUGAGGUACAGUAUUUUUCAUAGCUUUCCUAACAAUGUAAAUUAGUUUGAUAUCAAAUUCACUGAGUAUCAAUUACAGUUGCUGAAUUUAUUGACACAAUGUGGGAUGUAAACAAACAAUUACUGCCAAUGUUACGCUAUUUACAGUAAAAACUAAUGUCUAAAUUACUUUGUUUAGUUCUGUGAAGUCAUGCUGACUCUAAAACACAGGCACUUUCCUUGCCCUUUUGAGAUAGGAUGAGAGAUCUUUUCAAUUUUGAAGUAAGCAGUUUCUUAGAUUUUGAUGUUCUUAAUUUUUCAGUGCUCUCUGUUUUUAAUGGUUGAUAAAUGGAUAGUUGUAAAACAGUCUCUAUUUAAAACAAAACAAAAUACACCACUAACCAAUAUAGUUAGUUGUUACUAAUCUUAUGGAUCUAACUUUGCAAGAGGAUGAUGCUGGGAGGUGCAGUAUUGUGACUCCAUUGUACAAAUGCUCUUUGCUUUAUUGCAUCGAUCCUGUGCCUUCUGAUGCCUUGAUACACUUUGGGGAUUUAGAAAAUGCAUUUAGAAGAUUGUAGAACACACACUUCCCACUCCAGAGAACAGUGCACCACGUGAAAGAGGAACAGAAACCAUAUUCUCCACGCUGACUCAAAAAGAACCACUCAGCCACUCUAUUGGCAGAAUAUCCAUCCAAAAAAGCCUUAGAACCCAGGUCAUGUGAUGGGAUAUUUUCAUUUUCCCUUUUUUUUUUAUAAAAUAACUACUACAGGAAAUUAAGACGCAAGCAGUUCCUCUAAAAUAAAUUCCAGCCUGAUUAAGGACAGCGUGACUAGCCCCCUUAGCAAUAUAUAAAUUACAAAGAGUUUGAGUUAAACUUUCAACAGCUACUCACCCUAUUAGGCAUAGGAACUUCAGGUCUCUCUAAAGAGUGGGUGAUAAUACUUCUUUGUGUUUAAUAAUGUAACAUCAUUGAACAUCAGUGCCAAUUCUUUAUGGGAUGACUAUGGACAUUUUAGCUGAAGUGUCACAUAAUACACACACGCCCUAAAGCUUCUACUUGUGUUACACUCAAUUCUCAUUUUACAAGAGCAGGAGAAUGUUCCUUAAGUAAGUAUAAACUAAGGAUAGCAUUUUUAAAAAGGCCUAAAGGUGUUAGGUGCCCAAAAGAACAGGCUUUAGCCUUUCUGGGCUCAUUCAAAUCUGGUUAAUCUGUGCAUGAUUUGUUUGCUGGCCUGGGGCUCUGAAAGGCAUCACUGGACUAUAUGCAAUCAAAUGAGAUCCCACGCUACAGCCUGCAUCAAGCACUGAGGAAGAGUGCUUGUGACAUCAUGGCUGAAUUCCACCUAGUGUAAUGUUGUACUUAUGAGAGUUAUAUUUUGGCUAAUGUAUUCUGAUGGAGUUGGCUUAGCAUGCAGUUAGACUCAACUUAAGCAACCAUUCAAGCUACCAACAAAAAAUGGGCUGCUCGAUAAAGGUGACCUAAUAAAGGUGAAUUUUACUCAAUAUUGGCUUCAAGAAGAGUUGCAGGUACUCUGCAUCCUGCUGAAUUAAGGUCACUUUGAGGAAAGGAUGUUGCCGAAUAAAAAUUCUCUUUUACACCUCACUGCAAUGUCUUGUUCCAGCAGCUGUCGCAGCCAGGCCCUGACUCCUACCUGUUGACUAAAGCAUGAAGUUUUAUUAUGGGUCCUGCAAUUAUUUUCCUUUAAAAAGUUGUUGUUUUUUUUAAAUGGCACUUGUCCAGUGAUUCAGAUUAAACAGAUCUGACUGUCCUCAGGUUAAUAUGAGCCACUCCCAGGCCACUUUUGGUUGGCCUGAGUUCAUCCCAGCUCAGAAAAUUAUUUUCCCCCUCUCCUGCUCGGUCAAGAGGGAUGAAAGGAGAGGAACGCAUAGGAGUCAAGAGUGUUGAAGAAUUUCUGGCUCUCCUCCAUCACGACGAGGGUCACUAAAAAUAGGUAUUAAGAUUGUCCAUAAUCAUCUUGUUUUAAAUAUGACUAUUAAUCUUGAUGUUUUUUAAAUAUUGUAUUAAUGCUGAGGUUUAGAAACCCAAUAUAAAAAUGACUUUUUUAUUUCAAUGAUUUUUUCUUUUGGUAUUGUAUCCUUCUGGGACCUAAUGUUUUUUAUAUGGUAAGCACACAGCUGACAUUUUGUUAUAAAUGUAUAAAAAACAAGAAACCAAACAUGUUCAUUGUUUUCUUUGCCUGUAAGAAAACCACAGUCUAACACCUGAUAAAAACGAGAUAUUUUGGGGGAAAAAUAGCUUUUUUCUUUACUGGUGCUGAAAGGAAUUAAUGGUUGAUGCAAACAAGAUAAUAAAAUUUCAAGGCUCAAACAUU
Messenger RNA from Malaclemys terrapin pileata, 7416 nucleotides. It is a transcript of the gene SMPD3, whose product is annotated as sphingomyelin phosphodiesterase 3. The record is from RefSeq and is a predicted model, not a curated record. The coding region runs from base 582 to 2576 and encodes 664 amino acids. Gene Ontology annotation, cellular component: cytoplasm; extracellular region. Gene Ontology annotation, biological process: sphingomyelin metabolic process. The transcript has 9 exons. Gene Ontology annotation, molecular function: sphingomyelin phosphodiesterase activity. NCBI's taxonomy places the organism in Eukaryota, Metazoa, Chordata, Testudines, Emydidae.